Cyphellophora europaea CBS 101466 is the source of this 1059-nucleotide messenger RNA. RefSeq lists its product as uncharacterized. Lineage: Eukaryota; Fungi; Ascomycota; Eurotiomycetes; Chaetothyriales; Cyphellophoraceae. The record is from RefSeq and is a predicted model, not a curated record. The coding region runs from base 1 to 1059 and encodes 352 amino acids. The transcript has a single exon.
AUGUCGAUACCAACAAUUGACCUUUCCCUUGCCGAUUCACCUUCUACGAGACCCCAACUCGUCGCAACUCUUCGCAAAGCCCUCCUCGAAGUCGGAUUUCUAUACAUCACAAAUCAUGGCAUUCAGCCGUCGCUCAUCGAGGAUCUGGUCGCCGCACUCCCUACACUAUUCUCCCUCCCAAUAGAAGCCAAACUUACAGCUGCACUUCUCAAUUCACCGCACUUCCUCGGCUACAGCAGGUUCGGCAGCGAAACGACGGCGAGCAAAGCCGACGAGCGGGAGCAAUUCGAAUUCGCCAAUGAACUUCCCGACCUCUUCGCGCAGGGCGCACAGCCGCUGUACACAUGCCUGCAAGGCCCCAACCAGUAUCCUAGUCACCCAUCGGUAGCACAACUCGCCUCACUGGUGCAACGCUACAUCGUUGCGCUUCAAACCCUGGCCGCUCGUUUUCUGGACCUCGCUGCCCUGGCUUUGGAUCUCGCUCCGUCAACGCUGCAACCUUUCACUGGCCCGCAAGACCGCCUGAAGCUUGUGCACUACCGACCCUCGCCCACUGUCACGGACGAGCUUUCCCAAGGCGUCGGCCCGCACAAGGACUCCUCCGGUUGGCUGACGUUUCUGUUGCAGGCAUCGCCCGGCACCCGCGGGCUGCAGGUGCUUGACAAGUCGGGCGCGUGGCUGGACGUGCCGCCGCUGGAAGGCAGCCUGGUGGUGAACAUGGGCCAGGCUUUCGAAGUGGCCACAAAUGGCGUCUGCAAGGCAACGACUCAUCGGGUGCUUCUGCCGCCGGGUGACUACAACCGGUACAGCGUGCCGUUCUUCCAGGGCGUGCGCCCGGAAUUGACCAAGGAGGCGUUCAAGGCGCUAUGGACCCAUUUCGACCCCGAGAAAUGGGAGACCGCCGAGAGUGUCGAGGGCAGUCGGAUCGAUAGUCCAUUCCUGAGAGGCGGCUAUGUGACAUGGGGGGAUGCACAGUUGCGGACCAAGAUCAGGAGUCACCGGGAUGUCGGAAAAAGGUGGUAUGGUGAGAUAUUUGACAAGUAUGUUAACGACGCAUAA